GAAGAGGAGGUGCAGCAGAUCCUGUCUGAGACCAGAGAGAAGAUCCUACAGUACAAGAGUAAGAUCAGCGAUGAGAUGGACCUGAAGAGGCGGAUCCAGUCUCUGGAGGAGUCCAUGGAGCUCCACGAGAGGAUGAAGAGGCAGGCGCUGGCCGAGUUCGAGAGCUACCGUCAGAGGGUGGAGGACAUGCAGCUGUGCACCGACGCUCAGCACACGCAGCGAGUGGUUUCCAUGUCGAGGGAGGUGGAGGAGAUGAGGCGGUCCUUCGAGGAGAAGCUGCGUACGUUCAGCCAGGCCCAGUCCCAGUUCGAGCAGGAGAAGAAGGUGGCCCUGGAGGAGCUGAAGGCCCAGCACCGCCAGGAGAUCCAGGAGCUCCUGCGCAGCCACCAGAGCCAGAAGCCAACUACAGCAAAGACCAGGAGAAACUGGGACAGCUGCACAAAGCCGAGGUAA
Sphaeramia orbicularis (orbiculate cardinalfish) is the source of this 453-nucleotide messenger RNA. Its product is annotated as protein FAM184A-like. Lineage: Eukaryota; Metazoa; Chordata; Actinopteri; Kurtiformes; Apogonidae. Bases 76 to 453 code for a protein of 125 amino acids. The record is from RefSeq and is a predicted model, not a curated record. The transcript has 3 exons.